This is a messenger RNA of Encephalitozoon romaleae SJ-2008, 2430 nucleotides long. Its product is annotated as SSM4 protein. Lineage: Eukaryota; Fungi; Microsporidia; Unikaryonidae. Gene Ontology annotation, cellular component: endoplasmic reticulum membrane. The transcript has a single exon. The record is from RefSeq and is a predicted model, not a curated record. Gene Ontology annotation, molecular function: zinc ion binding. Bases 1 to 2430 code for a protein of 809 amino acids.
AUGAGUGAGGAGAAAAGGUAUUGCAAAAUCUGUCACAUGGGAGAUGUAAGAGGAGAUGACCUAUGCAAUCCAUGCAGAUGUUCUGGAACAAUCAAGUACAUCCAUAGGGAGUGUUUGAUGUCGUGGAUAGAAUGCUCGAAGAUCAAGAGAUGUGACAUAUGCCAUUAUGAAUAUCGAUUCCAAGACAUUUACAAGCCAGAUACGCCUCGGGUACUUCCUCUGUCCAUACUUAUCAAGGGAAUAGGCGGCAUGGGAUGGAAGGUGGCGAUUGUUCUUGCAUGGUGCAUCCUACAGAUGAUUAGGUGGCUGGGUGUUUUCUAUUUUAAUGGAUACCUCUUUAUGGUAUCGACGGGUUUUUAUGAUUUUAAUAUUAGGCCUAGUUUAAGAGACAGCCUGAUAUGCAUAGCAAUUGGGAUUCCAUUGGCAUGGUUAGCACAGAUCAAUCGAUGCCUAUUUAAUCAGAUCCGAGAGAAGUUUGGUGAGGGUAUAAGGAGAAGAAGGGUGACAAUAAAUCCAAGAGCGAUAUUUGAAUCUAUGGACAGAGAGUCUACACAGGAGGAGGGGUCUGCAAGAACAUCCAGGAGUGAGGCAACAGAUGGGCCGGAUGGUAAUUUAUCCUCGGAUUUCCCCACAACCACUUCUAGAGAAAUGAACGAGGCCAUUGAUGGUGAGAGGGAGCGGCGCAGAACAUCGAAUGACCCCAUGAGAAGCUUUCUAUUCAGGCCGAUAAUAGUGGGAGCUGUUGAGAUGACCCUUCCGGUCUCGUUCAUACCUGUGAUAUAUGGCAUCGGAGGGCUCAUUUCUAUUCCUAAAGUUCCCGGAGCCUUUGGCGAGUUCCUUUCUGACACGAAUCUGAAGGAGUUAUAUUCUAGAUUGGUGGGAUUUGGAAUUGUCUUUUGGAUAGUCAUGGGAUGUACUGAAUAUAUGUGGAGAAGAUUUAAGUCCAGCAGUAUGAAAUACAUAUGUAUCUUCAUGAAGAUAUAUCUUAUAGUCAUGAUGAACAUAUUCUUCAUGAAUCUAACAUUUGGAUUGAUUCUUCACUAUAUGUUUGGGGGCAUACUAAACGGAGGAAUGCAUGUAUUGGAUCUCAACAAUGAGUAUGGAGCUGUCCUGAAGGGAAGCGUUUCUUUAGUAUUCCACAUGUCGAUUGGAUAUACCUUUAGCAUUGUAAUAAGAAAUAUCUUUCUCAGAUUCAAGAGAUGCUUCCGGCCAGGUGUUUUUCACUUUGUCCCUGAUGAUGACGACUCCCGGAUGGAUGAGCUAUACGAGGCUUCUAGAGUAGGGAUCUCAAGGAUACUUCUCCGAGUGAUGGCAUAUCUGGGGCUCUUCACCUUGUUCUAUGGGGCAGGGCUUAUGAUGAUCAGAUUGGUCUGUGGAGAAAUGAGCAUAAAGUUUUCCAUAAGAAGCUUUCUAAAGCUGUCUCUUAGCUACAAGGCCUUUACAAUGGUUCUGUACUCAAACAAGAUACUUUGUGACUAUGUAGUGAAAGGACUCGACAAGAUUGUAAGGCUAGAGGCCCGGAUCCUUGAGAUGGAGAACUUUCUCUAUAAUACACGAAUGAGAAGAUAUGACAAGCAAAUGCUGAGAUGGUGUGCCAAUAAGAACAAGAUCUUCAAGAAACAACAUGUUAGGGCACGAGAAAGAAGAAGGCCAACCGAAAGAGAGAUCCACAAGUACUUCAAUACUCAUCUGUCUUCUGACUUUGCAAUCUUCUAUAUUCCAAGGUUUUUUGCUCUUAAAUGCGGUCUAAUAGGAUUGUCUGUUGUUCUAUCUCUGUAUUGCCUUUACACCGGCUAUGCUUUUAUUGCCAAUCGCAUUGUUGAAAGGAUUAACAUGGAUGCAUAUGUCAGGGACUCUGGAGAUAUGUUAUUCUAUCUGGUCCUGGCUUUUCUCUUUCGAUUGUCAUGGAUAAUAAUACAUGUGGCAGUGAACAGUAUAAAAGGAGAGAAGGAUAUUCUGCAAACGGUUGGAGAGUUAUGCAAGCACGGGAUUGUGAAUAUGUACAUAAACACGGUGUAUCCUCUGUUUGGAAGUCUGAUGGUUAUUGUACUCUCCAAUGAUGGAGUGGGAAUCAAUGGACUACGGCCUUUGAGGCUGUUUCUGUUUUUCUUUAGCUCCACCUCGAUUGUAGAAACGAUUCUAAGUUCGUCUCCCGAGAAUUACACCUUCCGAGCACUUGUCAGAGAGUUGUGCAAGAUCAAUGCAUUUAUUUCCGUUGUGUUUGGAAUCUGGUAUAUGUACAAUGCCGUGACCUUACUUCUUGGACUAAACAAUGUGGAGUUUAUUGUCCUGAGUGCUGUAGUUGGAUAUAUGGUUUUUGUGUCAAGGAAGAUUGGGCAGAGCCUCCAGAACGAGAAAGGUUUCUACAAGAAGCUCCUGGAUGAAAACUACUUGAUUGAGAGAAGGGUUGUGAAUAUUGACGAGGAAUAA